This is a messenger RNA of Penicillium cosmopolitanum, 1815 nucleotides long. Its product is annotated as thiamine pyrophosphate-binding protein. Gene Ontology annotation, biological process: L-valine biosynthetic process. Gene Ontology annotation, cellular component: acetolactate synthase complex; mitochondrion. NCBI's taxonomy places the organism in Eukaryota, Fungi, Ascomycota, Eurotiomycetes, Eurotiales, Aspergillaceae. Gene Ontology annotation, molecular function: flavin adenine dinucleotide binding; magnesium ion binding; thiamine pyrophosphate binding. The transcript has 4 exons. Bases 1 to 1815 code for a protein of 604 amino acids. The record is from RefSeq and is a predicted model, not a curated record.
AUGCCUAGCUUUGCACUCCAUCAGCCCCCAGGACGUGAGCUCACUGGCGGUGAUAUACUCGCACAGUCCCUCAAACACCUCGGCGUCGAGGUUAUCUUUGGGCUUCAUGGUGGUCAUCUAGAUGCAUUUCUAAUGGGGUGCGAAGCUAUCGGUAUUCGGCUAGUUGAUACCAGACAUGAGACUGUAGCUGUUCAAGCAGCAGAAGGCUACUCUCGUGCAAGCACGAAACCGGCAGUCAGUUUUGUGACUGCGAACAGUGGCUUUUCGAACGGACUUCCCGGCUUAGCGACAGCAUAUGGUGACCGGAGCCCAAUUCUUUGUAUAACUUCCUCUCCUCCGAUUCGCGACACCGAGAACAAUUCUCUUCAAGGCUCAAUCGAUCAGGUUGUUGCAGCUCGACCUUUCACCAAAUUCGCCCAUCGUGUAGUUGCAGCCGAAGAAACUCCACGCCUUGUAUCCCAUGCUCUUCGAGUCGCUCAAUCUGGAGCACCAGGUCCUGUUCUCCUUGACUUUCCGAUCGAUAUUCUUUUCUCGCCGGUUCAUUCGAAAUUAAUCUCUUGGGGUUCAAUCGCCUCGCCGCGCUCUUUUCCUCCGGCUCCGCAUGAAGCUGCAAUUGAAGCUGCAGCUGAGCUUUUAGCCCAGGCCGAGCGACCUGCGAUUAUUACUGGAACUGGUGCAAGGAGCCCCCCAGGUGAUCACCGUCUUCUAAUUCUGGCACGCAAGGACCUUAUCAAGUUUGCUGAAUCUUGCAAUGUCCCGAUUUUCAAUACCUCCAAGUUCGCAAGCUAUAGUCCUCAAUCUAGAAUGCUUGCUAAUGGGACUGCGGGAACACUGGCGAAGCUCCCUUUUGUGCAACUCGCGCGUCCAGAUCUUAUUAUUUUGCUUGGUACUCGGACUGGAAUGUUCCUUGGGGGUCGCAGCUCUGCUAUUAUCCCCGAAGAAAACUGUAAGCUUAUUCACAUCGACUGCGAUGGAAGUGACAUCGGUCGAACCCUGCCAGUUGACCUUGGUAUCGUGAGUGAUGCUGGGACUUUCGCUUCCGCGCUUUCGAAGAAAGUUGGAGAGUCCUUUCAAAGUAGUGUGGACAGAUCGUGGGUCCGGGCUGUACUCGACUUGGCUUCUGCGGAGUCACCAUUUGAGAAAGAAGCCGAGGAAACAAGCUCCGGUCGUCUGCAUCCAUACCACGCCGUGAAAAAUGUCAUUUCGGCCCUCGAGCCGGGCAGUAUCAUUGUUCUGGAUGGUGGCGAGGCAUCAGCUUGGGUGGGUGAUAAUGCGUGGCGAUCCAAGCCAAGCCUGGUGAUGACAGCAACAGGAUACCUCGGUUUCCUUGGGAAUGGUUUUGGAUAUUCACUCGGCUUGGCGAUCGCUGCCCCAGAGCGAAAAGUAGUUAACGUGCAAGGUGAUGGAUCUGCUGGGUUCCAUCUAAUGGAGCUCGACACAUACAAGCGCUUCAACCUCAACAUCAUGACUGUCGUGGUAAACAAUUUCCAAUGGGGAAUGAGUAUCAAUGGGCAGGACUUGGUAUAUGGGACGGAACAUCCAGCACGACCUGUCAGUUCUCUCAGUUCUGGAACCGAAUAUGACGUCGUAGCUACUGGAUUGCAAAAUGCGGCUGCAAAAUUAGCCCGCAUCACGGAUAUCCAAAGCACAGUCUCGAAGCUCCAAUCCCAGCCAGGGCCGAGUUGUAUUAAUCUACUUGUGGAUCACAAGCCGGUCCAUCCAAUUACGACUGCAAUGGUUGGGCUUACGGAUGAUCCAAAUUAUGUGGUCGUCCCAUACUAUGAUAAUAUACCUCGGGCGCACUAUAAGAUCUAA